This is a messenger RNA of Musca vetustissima, 1390 nucleotides long. It is a transcript of the gene mol, whose product is annotated as dual oxidase maturation factor 1. Bases 50 to 1375 code for a protein of 441 amino acids. The record is from RefSeq and is a predicted model, not a curated record. Gene Ontology annotation, cellular component: endoplasmic reticulum membrane. Gene Ontology annotation, biological process: protein transport. The transcript is spliced from 8 exons. Lineage: Eukaryota; Metazoa; Arthropoda; Insecta; Diptera; Muscidae.
CUUUACAAAUUUAUAUGUUGACAAGUUUGCAUUAUAACGUCUACAAAGCAUGAAGGGUUGGUUUGAUGCAUUUCGAGACGAUGGUGGGCCGACACUGUAUUCAUUUUCAAAUCGUACACCCGUAACGGGCGAUGUAUCGAUAGUAGCCGUAUCUGUAUUAUUUGCAACAUUUUAUGUUGCAUUCUUAGUUAUAUUUCCAGGUGUAAGAAAACAGAAAUUCACAACAUUCUCAACUGUCACAUUAAGUCUUUUCGUGGGACUAGUCAUUUUAAUCACAAGACUUGGUUCAGCAUGGCAUGUUGCCCAUACGACAAUUAUAGCGCCAUAUAAAGCAUUUUCGCGUGAGAAAUUGCCGGCGCGUAUUGGUACCCACAUUGGUCUGAUGCAUGUCAAUGUGACGUUGACAGCCAUACCCGUUGGCAAUUGGACACCACCGGACAUCGAUUAUAAUGAACGUUUCACCUGGGAGGGUGCCACCGAUAUGAGUACCAAUUAUCGUGAGGCACUGAAGCGUGGCCUACCGUAUCCCAUCUUAACCGUUGCCGAAUAUUUCAGUCUCGGCCGUGAAGGCUUCUCAUGGGGUGGCCAGUAUCGUGCUGCCGGCUAUUUUGCCAGCAUUUUACUGUGGGCCUCCCUGGCCUCGUGGCUGAUGAUGAAUUUGCUGCUUAUCGCUGUGCCACGUUACGGUGCAUAUAUGAAGGCCCUGACCGGUGCACUUUUGAUAUGCACCAAUAUUGGCUAUUAUUGUCAAUUGCCAAAACGGCCAUUGACCAUAUAUAUGGAGGGUGGCCGAUUGGAAUUUCAUUUGGGCUGGUGUUAUUGGUUGCUAUUGGUAGCAGGCAUCCUCUGCUUUGUAGCUGGUGUUCUAAUAUCCAUUAUCGACUUGGUUUGGCCACACACCUUCUCAACCGUUCUCGAGGUAUACUAUGGUACACCGUAUGAUCGACAUGUCAUUCUGGAGGAAUCCAGCGAUGUGCGUUAUCGGAAACGUACCAGUCGCAGUUUAGAAGAUCCACCCGGAUUAGGUUCACGUAUCCUGCGACGUCUCUCAUCAAAGGCACGGGAUAAUUCAAUGCCACAGACACAUCGUGGCAAUACAAGUAUGAAUGCUAUGUCAUCACAUAUGAGUGGUGGUGUGGAUAAUAAAGCCUAUCAAAGUGAUGUGCCAAAAAGUCCAUGGCGUUAUCCAUUCCGUAGGGCCCAACAAAUACAGGCGCACCCUAUGCAUAUGCAGCGAACAAUGUCUCAAGAUUCAAGUUCUUCGAUAGCAUCGGCAGCGGCAAUGCAGCAAAUAUCGCCACUACAUAAACAUGCCUUGUCAAGAAUGUUACCAAAUCCUCCUAUAAAUCGCAUAAGGGACCUUGAACACUGGUGACCGUACUUGAAGGCU